Leguminivora glycinivorella is the source of this 1749-nucleotide messenger RNA. RefSeq names its product alanine aminotransferase 2-like. Bases 29 to 1477 code for a protein of 482 amino acids. Gene Ontology annotation, biological process: biosynthetic process. The record is from RefSeq and is a predicted model, not a curated record. The transcript has 10 exons. Lineage: Eukaryota; Metazoa; Arthropoda; Insecta; Lepidoptera; Tortricidae. Gene Ontology annotation, molecular function: pyridoxal phosphate binding; L-alanine:2-oxoglutarate transaminase activity.
UUAUAGUUGAAAGGGGCAAGUUGGCAAUAUGAAGUUGGAGUCUACUACGGAAUGUGUGAAUCAGAAUCUUCUGAAUAUUCAGUAUGCAGUGCGGGGUCCAAUUGUGGCGAGGGCAGCGCAAAUCGAAAAGGAACUAGAAAAGGGUGUAAAGAAACCUUUUGACCGCGUAGUACGCGCGAACAUAGGAGACUGUCAUGCGCUCGGCCAAGCCCCUUUCACCUUCAUUCGUCAGGUGCAAGCGCUAGUCGCCUGUCCUCAGCUGCUGUCAAGCCCAGAUAUCCCUGAUGAUGUAAAAGCGAGAGCUAAGGAACUGUUGGCAGAUUGCACGAAAGGCUCUGUUGGCGCAUAUUCUCCAUCCCAAGGCUUAUUAGUCGUCCGUCGUCGAGCAGCUCAAUAUUUGUCGACAAGGGAUGGAGUACCGGCCUACCCUGAACAGAUAUACUUGGGUUCUGGUGCCAGUGAUCUUAUUAAGGCAGUGCUAUCGCUGUUCGGUGGUGAUGUCGAUGGAAAACCUUCAUCGGUAAUGAUCCCAAUCCCCCAAUACCCCGUAUUCUCUGGUACCCUCUCAGAGCUGGGCAUUGGGCAAGCCCACUAUUACCUGGAUGAAGCUCACGGCUGGGCUCUGAUGGCUGAUGAACUGGAGCGGAGCUGGAUGGAGGCUAGUGAGACCAGUGCUGUUAGAGCACUGGUUGUUAUAAAUCCUGGAAAUCCUACUGGUCAGGUGCUGACACGAGAAAAUAUGGAGGAGAUCAUCAAGUUCGCACAUCGGCGGCGACUUUUCCUCUUAGCUGAUGAAGUCUAUCAGGAGAACAUCGUCUCGAAGCCAUUUUUGUCCUUUAAAAAGGUGAUGCACGAAAUGGGCGCUCCAUACUCCUCGAUGGAGUUGGCCAGCUUCAUAACAGCAUCCAAGGGAUGGGCAGCAGAGUGCGGAACCCGUGCCGGAUUGGCUGAAAUUCCCAGGCUGUCAGAAACUGCAAGAAAGGCGUUCGAAGCUUCGAGAGCUGUGGCGCAGUGUCCUAACUUGUUGGGGCAAGUAGCGCUAGAUUGUGUUAUGGAGCCACCAGCGCCCGGCGAACCGUCCUAUGAACAGUUUGUGCGAGAGCUCGCAACCGUUCGACGAACGCUCUGCGAACGCACAGCUACCGCGUAUCAGAAGCUCAACGCUAUACCUACCUUCUCUUGUAAUCCUAUUGACGCGUCAAUGUUCGCGUUUCCGAAGUUUUCUGUCCCUGCGCGCGCGACGACGGCAGCGCGAGCGCAUGAGAUGAAGCCUGAUGAAUUCUACUGUUUGCGGCUUCUAGAAGAAACAGGCGUCUGCGUAGUCCCAGGUUCAGGGUUCGGGCAAGCCGAAGGCACACUGCACUUCCGCACCACCAUUCUUCAUCCUCGUGAGGAGUUCAGCUACAUGAUGGAGCAGAUCGCCAACUUCCACGUCAAGUUCCUUAAGGAGUAUGAAGAUGAGAGGAGCGAGGGCUAAAGCUUUCUGGAUGCCGCAAUCUAUCUCUAUCGCUCUUGCGCAUUGGUGCGACAGAGACAGACUAUAUAUUUGCGGCGUUUCGCGUACCAGAAAUGCCAUUUGGCUACGGAACAGAAAGCAACAGAGAUGCAUGUAUUGUUUGAUCGCGAAACAAACAAAUUAUAAUCCGCAAUUUAAGUAUUCAUUAUGUAUUUGUAUUUAUUUUUUAUUUAUUUGUAUUGUAACUAUUUUAAGUAAAUAACCCUACUCGUAUACUUGGAAAAGUAAGAUUU